Messenger RNA from Sceloporus undulatus (fence lizard), 1162 nucleotides. It is a transcript of the gene TNFSF14, whose product is annotated as TNF superfamily member 14. Gene Ontology annotation, cellular component: membrane. The coding region runs from base 46 to 756 and encodes 236 amino acids. Gene Ontology annotation, biological process: immune response. The transcript has 4 exons. The record is from RefSeq and is a predicted model, not a curated record. Lineage: Eukaryota; Metazoa; Chordata; Lepidosauria; Squamata; Phrynosomatidae. Gene Ontology annotation, molecular function: tumor necrosis factor receptor binding.
UCAAGGCACCACACUCCAAAUACCACGGUGCAAGUCUACCACGUUAUGGAAGCCAGAGUUGGACAGCCAUCGGUUUUUGUCGUGGAUGCACCUCAGAGGGAUGUCCCCUUCGUGCCACCAGUGCCAAAAGGCCAAAAGAAAUGGCGGCAUGCCCAGCUGCUCCUGUGGGUCUUCAUGCUGCUGAUGUUGGCCGGCUUGGCCAUCCAAGGCUAUUUCCUGCUCUCUUUCCGAAAGGAACUGGCCAAAGCAACGGCACAGGAAGAAGCUGAAGCACCAAACUUUGAGAAACUUGUCCAAGGCCAAAGACCUCCCACAAAAAAACCAGCUGCUCAUCUGACACUAGGUGUCUUGGCAGAUACAGCCAGAAACGGAGCCCUAUUGUGGGAGGACCAUAAGGGACUUGCUUUUAUCCAGGGCAUGAACUACAAGGAUGGCUCCCUGAUCUGCAACAAGUCUGGAUACUACUACAUCUACUCAAAGCUCUUCUUGGGGAAUUCAAGUUGCCUAACCACCCACCAGAUGGUCACCCAUGGUGUUUACAAGAGGACUCCUCGGUAUCUGAAAGAGAUACCACUGUUGACCAACACAAUACUGUCUUGCAACUUGAAGAACAACAGAGAGUGGAGACACAACAGCUUCCUUGCCGGGAUGGUUCAUCUAGAGGAAAAUGAGGAAGUAUUCAUCAAGGUGUCGCAGAGAAAGCUGGUGCGGGUCGGGGAAGAUACAAUAUCGUAUUUUGGCACUUACAUGAUCUGAAAGAGAUCAGAACUGAGGCAGACAAUGAAUUCUGUGGAACAAAUGAGAACAGCUUCUUCCUUAUACUGUUAUGAUGGCCAUAGACUCAAUCCUGCUCUGAUAGCUUAAUCCUUUUUCAAAUACAGUAAAGGAGAGGAGAGGUUCUUGCUACAGAACCAGGGUGGGAGACUUCUUUGCAGUGGGAGAGAAGCCUGUUCACAGGGGCAGAGAUAUAUGUUUGUUUUUAUGGUUGGAUAGGAGCACACUGAUUGAAGUAGAUAUUUCAAAUAAUAAUAAUAAAUUAUUAGAAAGGGACAAGGGACUGCUCUGGAAGUAUGGGCAUCUAGCUCUGAAUUUUUUCUAUCUUCUUCAAAAGCUACCCAAGAGUUUAUGUGAAUGUGUUGUCUUGGUUUCAUAUAUUGUAAAA